CCAUAUCACAUUCGUAUUAAGUAGUAUUCAUCAUGUUGAUGGCGGUGUGUACGAAACUGUGCGGCUUGAGGCACGUGAGGAGUGCAGCGGCAUCUGCCACGCGGAGGUUUUAUUGGGAACUCGUGCCACUGGCGUCUGCAAAUGGCCCACAUCGGAGCAUCUUUGCUCUGUCGGCGAGGCAAUACCAGCAAGCCCCAGAGACCCGUGCAGAGCCAGAUGAGAGAUCCACGGCCGGACUGCAUAAGCAGGAGCAGACGGAGCAACGUCCGGCCUUAUCCCGCAACUCAAGUCCUACCGUGUUCAGCAAUCAGCAAAUCCAGCCACAGCCGCCAUCACAGCCGCCAGCGCAGCCACCACCACAGCCACCCACGAUGUCCGACAGGGAUCCGCGGAUGAACAUGCCCACGGCCGUGCAGAUACCCUACAACAUUGAUUGGAUAUUUCAAAAGCAGCGGUGCCCGUCGAGAGUUUGGUGGCUGGCCAGCCAGUUUGUGAUCACAGCAGUCGGAAUCUUCAGCAAGAUUUUACUGAUGCUCAUGAACAAAACCCGCGUGUAUAACAAGGAACGACUUGUCGACAUGAUAUCAAAGCGUCCCCAGGAUGUGCCGCUGUUGACCGUCUCCAAUCACUACUCCUGUUUCGAUGAUCCCGGCAUAUGGGGCAUACUUCCACUGCGUCAAGCAUGCAGCACCAAUCGCAUUCGUUGGUCGAUGGCAGCCCACGAUAUCUGCUUUACCAACAAGUACCACUCCAUGUUUUUCAUGUUCGGCAAGUGUAUUCCUGUUGUGCGCGGCUCCGGUGUCUACCAGGAGGCCAUCAACCUGUGCAUCGAAAAGUGCGCGGCGGGCCAGUGGGUUCAUGUGUUUCCCGAAGGCAAGGUGAACAUGGAGAAGCAGGAGAUUCGACUGAAGUGGGGCGUGGGUCGCAUUAUCUACGAGUCCCCUAAAAUGCCCAUUAUUCUGCCAAUGUGGCACGAGGGCAUGGACGAUGUACUGCCAAAUGUUGAACCUUACGUGCUGCAGUGGCGGAAAAAAGUCACUAUAAAUAUCGGCCAACCCAUGGAUCUGAAUGACUUCGUCGACGAUCUAAAGAAGAGACAAGUGCCCGAACCAACGGCACGAAAGCUCAUCACAGACAAAAUCCAGGAAGAAUUUCGGAUCUUGCGGAUGGAGACGGAGAAACUGCACAGAGAGCGUCAGCAGUGAUUUUGGGAAUGAAGCGGCAUUCAGAUUUUAUAUUAUUUAUUGGUAUUGUAUUAAGCCUAAAACAAAGCCAAGCCUCGAAAAUCAUUGGCAUGC
Messenger RNA from Drosophila pseudoobscura, 1298 nucleotides. It is a transcript of the gene Taz, whose product is annotated as tafazzin, phospholipid-lysophospholipid transacylase. The record is from RefSeq and is a predicted model, not a curated record. The transcript is spliced from 5 exons. Lineage: Eukaryota; Metazoa; Arthropoda; Insecta; Diptera; Drosophilidae. The coding region runs from base 33 to 1205 and encodes 390 amino acids. Gene Ontology annotation, molecular function: 1-acylglycerophosphocholine O-acyltransferase activity. Gene Ontology annotation, cellular component: mitochondrial membrane. Gene Ontology annotation, biological process: cardiolipin acyl-chain remodeling; inner mitochondrial membrane organization.